AAUUAAUUAAUUAACUAAUCAAGGAAGGUAUAGGUAGAAAAAAUCGGUGAGCAAGUUUUGUUUUCAUUAAACACAUUUCUUUCUCUUUUCGAGUUUUGUGAGUGUUUUUCCUUAUCAUCUUCUCCUCAUCUCCGUUAUCUCAAGUCUCAACUAAUCACAUUUACUACACACCAUCGGCACUAUUCACAUCUCCUCUCUUCUCUUCCCUGUAUUAACUUUUCCUGUCAAAUUCCCAACGACCCUCUUCCCACAUUCAUUUAUUAUAGUGGUGGUACUCUCACAUGGCAGUAGUCAUUACAUCCUCCUCCCAGCAAAGAAAACAACAACAAAAAACUUACAUAUACUAUUCCCCCUAUAGCUUGUAGAUCUUACACCACAAUGAAGAAAAACCUAGCAACAGAAACUUAACAACAUUUCUAUCUUCUAGUCUUUGUUUUCAUUCUUUAUUUUUCUUCCUUCUUCUCUAUAAAAAUCUUCAUCUUCUUCUCUUCAUUCUAUACCACUAGCCAUCUCUAGCUAGAUAUCUAGAUCUCUCCUGCAGUGACCACAUCUCAGAAACAACAUUAUUGCAUAAAGUUAUAAAAAGUUACAGUACUUCAAGCAACAAUCACAAGAUUCACAACAGCAAGAUCAUAAUCUAUCUCAUCCAUGGAUACUUCUACUAUGUUCUUAAUCUUCUCUACUUCAUUCAUAAUAGUGAUAGUUUCUUACACAAUUUGGUUCAAUCUAAUCAAACGUUCGUUAAAGGGUCCAAGAGUAUGGCCAUUGUUGGGAAGCUUACCAGGUUUAAUAGAAAACCAUGAUCGUUUACAUGAUUGGAUUACUGAGAAUCUACGUAAAUGUGGUGGUACAUAUCAAACAUGCAUCUGCGCAGUGCCGUUUUUAGCUCGGAAACAAGGAUUAGUAACGGUUACAAGCGAUCCGAAGAAUAUAGAACAUAUUUUGAAGAGCCGGUUUGAGAAUUAUCCAAAGGGACCAACUUGGCAAUCUGUGUUUCAUGAUCUACUUGGUGAAGGUAUUUUCAAUUCAGAUGGUGAUACAUGGUUAUUUCAAAGGAAAACAGCUGCAUUAGAGUUCACUACACGUACACUUCGACAAGCUAUGGCUCGAUGGCUUAAUCAGACUAUCAAAUUUGGGUUCUGUCCGAUUCUUAAAACCGCUCAGCUCGAAUGUAAACCCGUCGAUCUUCAAGAUCUUCUUCUCCGGCUAACAUUUGAUAAUAUCUGCGGGCUUAUAGUCGGAAGAGAUCCGCAAACAUUAUCGGCCGGGUUACCGGAGAAUCGUUUUGCUACGGCGUUCGAUCGAGCUACUGAAGCCACACUUCAGCGUUUUGUGUUACCUAAAGUUGUUUGGCAGCUAAGGAAAUGGCUCCGGCUCGGAAUGGAAGUCACAUUGAGUCAAAGCCUUGACCACAUCGACGAAUAUCUAUCCAACGUCAUCAAGACACGUAAGCUGGAAUUGCUGAGUAAGCCAGGCAGUGGGGCCACAGCUCAACAUGACGAUUUGCUAUCAAGGUUUAUGAAGAAGAAAGAAUCCUACUCAGAGUCAUUCCUCCAACACGUGGCACUCAAUUUCAUCCUAGCUGGACGUGACACGUCAUCAGUUGCACUUAGCUGGUUCUUUUGGUUGUGUAUCCAAAACCCUAGAGUUGAAGAGAAGAUCCUCAAUGAAAUCUGCACCGUUCUGAUUGAGACACGUGGUGAUGAUACAACGAAAUGGACGGAUGAACCCUUGGGGUUUGAGGAGAAUGACCGUCUGGUCUACUUGAAAGCAGCAUUGUCCGAGACCCUCCGGCUAUAUCCUUCCGUCCCCGAGGAUUCGAAACACGUAGCUGUCGACGACGUGUUACCUGACGGCACAUUUGUCCCAGCAGGCUCGGCGGUCACUUAUUCGAUAUACUCGACCGGCCGGAUGGAGUCAACAUGGGGUGAAGAUUGUCUAGAGUUCAAACCAGAGAGGUGGUUAUCAAAAGAUGAGAAGCAAUUUGAAGCCAAGGAUCAAUUCAGAUUUGUGUCUUUCAAUGCUGGUCCAAGAAUUUGCUUAGGGAAAGAUUUGGCUUAUUUACAGAUGAAAUCUGUUGCUGCAGCUGUAUUAUUACGACACAAGCUCACAAUAGCAGAAGGGCAUAAAGUGGAACAGAAAAUGUCAUUGACUUUGUUCAUGAAAUAUGGACUGAAAGUCAAUGUGCAUCACAGAGAUCUGACAGAUGUCCCAGCACAACUACGUGGAAAGGUGUGUUUGUGAUUUGCAUAGUAGAGACGUUCUUAUCAGCUGCUGUUCAAUGUUAAUGGUUAUAGUAAAUGGUGUUGGGGGUAUUGGUUUAAUAGGUUUAUUAACAGGGUUUUGAUAUAUAUAAGAUGAAUUCAAGGAGUUUGCUAGAAUAAUUACACGUAAAGAGAAAGGGCUGAAGCUCGAGGCCAAUUAGAGUUCUAAUAAUUCUACGUAUACCCUAAGUCCUUACUUCUUUCGUAUACAUCAAUGUUCCUGUUUUGUUGGUUCUCCUGAAACAGCAAUUUAUAGAUUUCUUAUUGGUAUAAUUUAUUUUUUCGAAGAUAAUUAUUGGAAUAAUUAUGAUUCAGUCAGUUUAAUUAACAGAUUCCUAUUUUUCU
Messenger RNA from Papaver somniferum (opium poppy), 2609 nucleotides. Its product is annotated as cytochrome P450 86A2-like. The record is from RefSeq and is a predicted model, not a curated record. Gene Ontology annotation, molecular function: oxidoreductase activity, acting on paired donors, with incorporation or reduction of molecular oxygen; iron ion binding; monooxygenase activity. Lineage: Eukaryota; Viridiplantae; Streptophyta; Magnoliopsida; Ranunculales; Papaveraceae. The transcript has a single exon. The coding region runs from base 649 to 2244 and encodes 531 amino acids.